UGGAAAUAUGACACCUGGAAUAGUGGGCCCCACAACUUAAAAAAUUAAAUUGAGACAUGUAUACGGCGCGACCCGGCCCGAAUCUGGCCCGAAACGUGUAAAAGUUAACUGAGCGCCUGAAAGAAACUUAUUCCUCGAAAAACCAAACGACGCCCGAGCGAGGAUCGCACAGAGGACCUUCAUUCAAUCUUUAUUCAAUCUUUUAGGGUUUUUGAAUCAGAUAAACUCAGGCUGUUAGAUUUGUCGUUGGAAACCGAAGAGAGCCAGUGAGAAUGGAGACGGAAGAGCCCGUGAUAAUGGAAACCGAAGAGGAAUCGACAAUGCAAGCCGAGAAACCCAAGAAAAAGGAAGGAAAAGAGCGAAAGAAGAAGGAAAGCGAAGAGGGUUCAUCCAGGUUUGUGAACCCAAGGUCCAUCAGUUCUAGAUGUCGACCAUCUGUAGUUCGAGAUGCACUUGAUAAGGUCAGGCUUGUCGUAUCUGACGGGAUGAUGAAUGAGCUGAAAACCUUGAAUGUUGAUCAGUUCUUUGCACUUCCACCUUAUCCCCAAGACAAUGUGGUCACACUUCAAAUAUUGCAAUGUUGGAUACAUGAAAAAAUGGUUUUCAGACUGGGAGGGAAAGAACUGAGGAUUAAUCCUGAUGAAGUUGCCCUCUUGGUUGGCAUGCCAAAUAGAGGAGAAGUUCCAAAGUGGAAGAAAGUUCCAUCCUGUGGCGUUGAUGCCCGUCAAAUGAAGGCUGAUCUGUUGACCUUCGGAACUGGGGAGUCUUCUGCCCCUUUUAAUCAAUUGUAUAUAAACUAUCUGUUAUCAAAUUUAUUUUUUCCGUCUAGUAAUUUCAGUGUAUCCAAAGGACUUUACAUCUUUGGAGAGAAUGUAGAUACAUUUGCUUCAUUUAAUUGGCCCGCUGCGCUAUGUGAAUAUCUUAUUGAGCAAAUAAAUGCGGUUGCCAUCAAAAUAAGGCGGAACCGGCCUUUGGGAUAUAUAAAUGGUUUUCUUUUUUUGCUAACGGUAAGUACAUCGUAUUAAAACCAAAUGCUA
Phalaenopsis equestris is the source of this 1037-nucleotide messenger RNA. RefSeq lists its product as uncharacterized. Lineage: Eukaryota; Viridiplantae; Streptophyta; Magnoliopsida; Asparagales; Orchidaceae. The record is from RefSeq and is a predicted model, not a curated record. The coding region runs from base 273 to 1025 and encodes 250 amino acids. The transcript has 2 exons.